Molecule: messenger RNA, 1919 nt
Organism: Ornithodoros turicata
Lineage: Eukaryota; Metazoa; Arthropoda; Arachnida; Ixodida; Argasidae
Exons: 1
Coding region: 190-1434 (414 amino acids)
Source: RefSeq, a predicted model, not a curated record
UGGAAUAAUAAAGCAGUUGUAUGCGGGUAUGCUUGCUGGAUUUGAGGUAGAGAUUCUGAUGCUCAGCGACACCACAGUUUCUGGCGACGAGAAAGUUGACCCACGAAGCAAAGAAGACAGCAACAGGCAGCACAACAAAAGCAAGAGACUUCGCAUCAGCCCGUCAGAACACAAGGCUUAGGUAACGUCAUGGAGACUCCUUUGCCACCCUUUCCAGCAUUUGACCCACAUUCCGACGUGUCGUCGUUAUCACAAAGAUGGUUGAAGUGGGUAGCCCGCUUUGAAAAUUUCCUGCUAGCCGCCAACGUCACUAACGAGGCGCGCAAGAGAGCCAUGUUGCUGCACUACGCCGGUGAAGAAGUAUAUGACGUCUUCCAGACGCUUUCCAACACCGGGACAGAUUAUGACACUGCGAUUGCACGACUCAAGGAACAUUUCGCACCAAAGCGAAACACCGUGUACGAACGCCAUGUGUUUCGGCGAGCCCGGCAAGAAGUCGGCGAAACACUGGACCAGUUCCAGGUCAGAUUGAGACGUCUUGGAGGGACAUGCGAAUUUUCCGAGAUUGAGAGGGAAAUUGUCUCACAAGUCAUAGAGGAAACCACGUCAAGCAGAUUAAGGAGAGUAGCACUCAGAGAAUCGGACAUUACACUCGACCAGCUUAUGAAGCUGGGAAGACUCAUCGAGACUACAGAGAUGCAAGCAUCCAACAUAGAAACACCUUCAGAGACGCACACAGUUCACAAUGUAAAGGAGAAAAAACUUAACCGUAGAGGUCGGCCACAAAAGAGAGAUCAACGUGGUCGAGGGGGAACACAGAAGUGCUUUGGCUGCGGCGGAAGGUGGCCCCAUGAGGACGGAAAGACAAGCUGUCCUGCUUGGGGAGCGAGGUGUCACAAAUGUCAGAAGGGCAACCAUUUCGCGAAGUGGUGCAGAGCGACCACAUUGCCUAAGGAACCGGUGGGGUCCGUGAACGUGUUGUCCACGCGUUCAGAAGUUUCAAGCUCAGAAGAGUCUGUGUUUCACGUACAGGGCUCCACGAAGCUCCCUGUCGUUAGAGUAAUGGUUAACGAUAGCCCCCUGGACUUCUUCCUGGACACUGGAGCAGGAGUCAAUGUGAUAGGUGAACAGACCUGGAGGACACACUUAAAAGCCCGACUGGAAGAGACAACGACUCGUCUCGUCCCGUAUGGAAUUACAGAGGCGAUUCCGGUCAUGGGAACAUUCAAGGCUACGUUCAGAGCCAGGGAUAAGCAAACUCAAGCGCCCGUAUAUGUCGUUGAAGGGUCACAUUCAUCAUUACUGAGCUACGAAACGGCCAGAGAGCUCAUGCUCAUCGACAUCGUACGAACAAUAUCCCAGAAGACAUCGGUAGACGCAAAAAGAGAAUUUCCUAGACUAUUCGGAGGUAUUGGGCGGCUGAAGAAUUUCUAGGUCAAGCUGCAAAUAUCGGAGGAUGUGCAACCCGUGGCGCGACAGCAUCGUAGAAUUCCCUUCCGGAUGAGGAAAGCGGUGGAAGCAGAGCUGGUUCGACUCGAGAGUCUAGACAUAAUCGAGCCGGUAACAGGACCCACACCGUGGGUUUCUCCAAUCGUUGUAGUCCCCAAACCACAUUCCAGUGGAGCGGUCCGAAUGUGCGUAGAUAUGAGGGAAGCCAAUAGAGCCAUUGGCCGAGUCCGCAAUGUGAUGCCAACCGUCGAGGACGUCAUCGGUAUUUUGAAUGGGGCAGCCUAUUUUUCAAAACUUGACCUCAACGAAUGUUAUCACCAGCUGGAGCUGGAGGAGUCAUCUCGUCACAUCACGACUUUCUCAACACACUGCGGUCUGCGAAGAUAUAAGAGACUACUCUUUGGAGUCAACGCAGCCUCCGAAAUUUUCCGAGAUGCCAUAAGACAAGUCUUACCGGAUGAAGACGGGAU